Messenger RNA from Drosophila busckii, 1902 nucleotides. It is a transcript of the gene spz3, whose product is annotated as spz3. NCBI's taxonomy places the organism in Eukaryota, Metazoa, Arthropoda, Insecta, Diptera, Drosophilidae. Gene Ontology annotation, cellular component: extracellular region. Gene Ontology annotation, biological process: innate immune response; central nervous system formation; regulation of Toll signaling pathway. Bases 69 to 1874 code for a protein of 601 amino acids. Gene Ontology annotation, molecular function: Toll binding; growth factor activity. The transcript has 5 exons. The record is from RefSeq and is a predicted model, not a curated record.
AAAAAAUAAAAACAAUAACAAUAACAAAAACAUUCUUUACGUAAGCGCAACACGACGAUUCUUGGGCUAUGGCAUUGACGAACUUCUCGCUGCCAUUUGGCGCACUAGCUCAGCCCUGGGGCGUUACCUUAGCUCCACUGCAUCCCAUACAUCAGCUGGCGAGCAAUACAAAUAAUUUGCUAUACUCGCCGGCAGAUCAUCAGCAGCAGCAGCAGCAGCCGCCGUCACAGCAACAGCCCAACGCUGCAGCCAACGACUUCUAUAAGAAUAAUCCCUAUGGACCGCCUGCGCUGCAUCAGCAGCCAGAGCAGCCGAGUCAGCCAGGCGCUACUUAUGGCUACAACAACAGACGCAAGCAGGGCAGCGCCUAUUUACCGCCCACAGGCGGCGGCGUAGUGCGCAACUCCGUCUAUCACAUACAGCAGCAACAGCAAGAGCACAACGUUGCCUUUCAAAGCUCCAGCUCCAGCUCCAGCAGCAGUGCCAGCGCUACUCGUGGCCCCGCCGAGGGCUCCUACACUCGUUACCCAGCACAGGCGCCGGCGCCAGCGCUGAAGCAACAGAAGCAAUACUAUAAUGCCCAUGGCAGUGCCACUGCCACCUUCAGCAAGAACAGCGGCAGCUUUAGCAUCACAAGCUUUGGUAGCAGAGCUCAGCAGCAGCAGCCGCCGCCGCCACCACAGCCGCCGCAGCAGCAGCAAGCGCCGCCACCGCCACCACAGCGUGGCCGACAAACGCCAGCAAGCUCCAAUGCUGGCAAAACGGAAAUGCCCGCCUCCACAUACGGCGUGGCAGCAGCGCCGGAUAAUUAUCCAGAGCGUGCGCCUGGAUUUACGCGCGUGCAGGCAGGCCAGGGCUCCCGCACUCAGGUGCAUGCUGUGCUCGACUAUGAUGUGGAGGAGGAUGAGGAGGAGGAGGAGCAGCAUGAUAGCGAUAACGAUGGCGAGUACUACGAUGCUGAGGGGCACGACAAAGCUAAAAAUCCAAGUCAAAUGCCCACGGUGACGCCAAUACAGGGACCAAUUUUUUUGAAGAACGGCAGCGUGCCGGUUGUUCCAUUGUUCUCCUAUCCCAAAGCAAGCAAUGGCUCAUUUUUUGCAGUUCCGAUCUGGUGGACGGCUUUAUCGGUGGCACUUGGUCUGGACGUGCGCGGCGAUGUUAUAAAGGGCGUGCCUUGCAUUAAGCGUUACCAUCAGCUCUUCUGUCCCACAGCCGGCAACAGUUAUCCCAUCGACAAAAUCGAGCGUUUCAUAGAUGACAACAAGGCGUUAAUGCGACGCAUGUAUGGCGACUUUGAGAUGAACAUGGAUGGAGGCGGUGGACAGGCCAAGGUGCGCAAGAGAAGAUUCAUAGAUGAGCCGGAUAUGUUUAUACCGCCAGGCGCCUAUGCGGCCACAGCAGGCGAAGCUGGCGAUAGUUACUUUGGUGAGCUGCGUAGGAAACGCCAAGCGGCUGGUGGUGCAAGUAAUCGCAAUCGAGGAGGUGGCGCCGCAGGCGGAGGAGGAGGAUCUGUCAAUGGUGCUGGAGGCAGCAAUAGUAAUAGAGCCAAUGCAUUGCCGGGUAAUGCAAAUGGCAAUUCCGGCACUGGACGUCUCGAUGCCUGUGAAUCGAAAAUAGAAAUUGUUACGCCCUAUUGGGCAUCGAAUUCGGCGGGCAAAAUACGCGCCAUUGUCAAUACGCAACACUUUGAGCAGGCCAUACACCAGGAGGUGUGCAGCAACACACAGACUUCGCGCUGUGAGGGCGAAUGCGGCUGCGAACAGAAAUAUAAAUGGCAUCGAUUGCUCGCCUAUGAUCCGGAUAAUGAUUGCAAGGGCAUCUUUAUGGAUUGGUUCCUGUUUCCUUCAUGCUGUGUCUGUAGAUGUAAUCCCUAAGCCAAGAGUUUUCAGUUGGAGCGAGGCG